CUAAGGUACCAUAUCGGCCCCAUCCUCGCCACCAUUUUAGUAGCUUCUAGGUUAGAAAAUAAAACGGCCGCUUGUCGAAAUAACUUGGAAACAGAUAAUUUCCAUGUGAGCUCCAGCGACGUUUGUUCUGUUUGACCACGUUUUUGUAUACACUUCCUUCUUUACCAUACGCUUUUGUCGAUUUUUUAUAUGGAAUACGCAAUUACCCAACAUGGAUGACAGUUUUGUAAAAGUUGGAGGAUCUCCAGAGGAGGUUAGAACUUAUAGGGCCCAUGUAUCAUCAAAAUAUCUCGAGCUCACGAGGAAGAAGCUCGAGGUUACGCGGUUGCCGCAUGAUCUGACGCUUGACAAGGGGAGGGAGUGGGAGAUGGGCACGCCCAAGUCCAUCAUUGAGCCAUUGGUAGACUACUGGCUCGAAACAUACGAUUGGCGCGGACAAGAACAGUUAUUCAAUGAUACCCUCCCGCAAUUCCGCGUCUCUAUCACCCCCCCUGGGGCUGAGAACAGGAAACCGCUCCGCAUUCAUUUCAUCCACAUAAAGUCGCAGUCAGCGAACGCUAUCCCGCUGCUACUUCUCCCCUCCUUUCCAUUCACAAACCUCUCAUUCUCGCCGCUCUUUGCUGCCCUCCACUCUCCGGCAGAUGGAGGCCAAGCAUACGACCUCGUCGUUCCCUCGAUUCCCGGCCUCGGUUUCAGCGACCCGUUCAAUACCUCGCCGAACGACCCACUCCUCGCUUCGACAGCUUAUAUCUUCAACCGCCUCAUGUCAAUACUGGGUUAUAACCAAUACCUAGCCACUGGCACCGGCUCUGCGGCAGCCAGCCCAGCGAACAUCGACUAUCACCUCCCCCGUCUCAUCGCCGAGAGGCACAGCUCAAAUUGCCUCGGAAUGCACAUCAUCGAUCCCGCAGUCCUAAGUCCGAGUCCAACAGCCGCACCACUAAGCUACCUAAAAUACUCCUUCGCCAAACUCUUCCACGCCUCCAUCUUCGGCUACACCUCCGCAGACUGGGCAGCCUCAACCCGCCGCCCCUCCGACCAACCCGGCAUCUCCCCCCCCAGCCCCGCCGAACUCGACGCAACCACCGUCUCCGAGCCCCUCGACAACGCCCCCCGUCGCCCAAUCCUCGACCGCCAAGGCACAGGCCCCUCCCUCUUCAAACGCCCCGUCUUCUCCACCACCGACGAAGCAACGCGCCUCUCCAAAAGCCACCUCUCAGGCGACCUGACCCUAACCCUCGCCUACGCCCUCUGCGACUCCCCCACCGGCAUGCUCUCCCUCGCUCUCCUAGGCCUCGAGCGCAUCUGCCCAAACCACACCCUCACCAAAGCGGAAAUAACAACCAUCCUCCAGCUCGCGUGGCUACCUGGUCCCGAAGCCGCGCUGCGGCUCUGGAGCGGCGCAGACUCAGAGGUGAGGAAGGAGGCUGCUGAGAGGACGGCCCCGAGCGGCGGUGGCUGCCCGAUAGCCAUCACUGCGUUUGAGGGCGCGCUGGGCGAUUCGGGCAGCUUUAGGAGUCCGGUGUGGGCGGAGACGAGACACCGCGUUGUGCAUAUUUCGCGCUGCAAGGGAUUGCCUGGUCUGCCGUGGGAGAAUGCCGAGACGAUCGUUGCGGGUGUGAGGGAGCUGAGUAAGGCGGUGUGGAAGCAGGAUGGUCAGGGCGCGGGGUUGGAGGAGGCGGUGUCGUAUAUGGAGGGCCGUGAGAAGCAGGGCGGGUUCUUCGAUGAGGGUGAGGAGCUCGAUGCUGCUGAUCUUGCGCUGCGGAGGCCGCAGAUGUCUGAGAAUAUGGGGAGCUCGGAUACGGUUGUGCCGACUAUGUGGACGCCUGAGGGGCUGUCGGCUGGGGGGUCGCUGGAUGAGAUGAAUGGGAGGUUGGAGACGGAAGAGGGGUAUUAUACGGACCAGGAGCUUGCUGGGACGUGGAAGGGUGAUUCGAAGGGGAAGCAGAGUGAGGAACCGGUUGAGCCGUCGGAGAAGUCGAAGGGGAAGAAGAAGGAGGAGAAACCGGUGAGGAGGAAGAAGGGGAGGAGGCUGCAGCGCAGGAUGGGUGUCGAGGGGUGGGGUUAUAUCUGGGAGGAGUAGGGAAGGCGUUUUUCAUCAUCAAUUGCCCCGUCGCCAAACUGGAUCUGGCGAUGGAAGAGCGAAUUUGGAUUUUGCGGCAUUAUUGCAUUAUAGAUGGGGUUGGGGAAAUACUUAUAAACGGAUAUAGUAUAGAAAUAGAUGGGAAAGAUAUAUCCUUGGAUUUCCUAUAUUUAGUGUCUACAGGUCAUUACAUAGAGUGUAAACUAGAAGCACACAGAAUUGUACAAAUCAG
Molecule: messenger RNA, 2315 nt
Organism: Pseudogymnoascus verrucosus
Lineage: Eukaryota; Fungi; Ascomycota; Leotiomycetes; Thelebolales; Thelebolaceae
Exons: 3
Coding region: 212-2083 (623 amino acids)
Biological process (GO): epoxide metabolic process
Molecular function (GO): epoxide hydrolase activity
Source: RefSeq, a predicted model, not a curated record